Arabis nemorensis is the source of this 843-nucleotide messenger RNA. Lineage: Eukaryota; Viridiplantae; Streptophyta; Magnoliopsida; Brassicales; Brassicaceae. The record is from the annotation of a GenBank genome assembly.
AUGUCGGCGACGGGUUAUGAUUAUCUUACCGAGUUCGUCGAGGAGACAACGUUUUACAACCGAAUGGUUCUAAGUCAUCUUUUGCCGGCGAAUUAUUGGGAACCAUUACCACAUUUCCUCCAAACAUGGCUCCGGAAUUACCUCGCCGGAAACCUACUUUACUUCAUCUCCGCCUUCCUCUGGUGCUUCUACAUCUAUUACCUUAAACUCAACGUUUACUUCCCCAAAGAUUCCAUUCCUACAAGAAAGGCAAUGAUUCUUCAAAUAUAUGUUGCAAUGAAGGCUAUGCCUUGGUACACUCUUCUUCCAGCUAUCUCUGAGUAUAUGAUCGAACAUGGUUGGACCAAAUGUUACUCAACACUCGACCAAUUCAACUGGUUCCUCUGUUUUGUUUACAUCGCGGUUUAUCUUGUUUUAGUUGAGUUUAUGGUUUAUUGGGUUCACAAAGAGCUUCAUGACAUUAAAUUUCUCUAUAACCAUCUCCAUGUGACUCACCAUAUCUACAACAAGCAAAACACUCUCUCUCCAUUUGCCGGGCUCGCAUUCCAUCCGUUGGACGGGAUACUUCAGGCUGUACCGCACGUGAUAGCUCUGUUUAUAGUGCCGAUUCAUCUCAUUACACAUUUGAGUCUUUUGUUUUUGGAAGGGAUUUGGACCGCGAGCAUCCAUGAUUGCAUCCAUGGUAACGUUUGGCCUAUAAUGGGUGCAGGAUACCAUACCAUACACCAUACAACAUACAAGCAUAACUAUGGUCAUUAUACCAUUUGGAUGGAUUGGAUGUUUGGCUCCCUAAGGGUUCCCUUAGCAGAAGAAGACAGCUUCAACAAAAAGAAAGCAAAGUGA